Messenger RNA from Clupea harengus (Atlantic herring), 2885 nucleotides. It is a transcript of the gene sec22a, whose product is annotated as SEC22 homolog A, vesicle trafficking protein. Gene Ontology annotation, biological process: endoplasmic reticulum to Golgi vesicle-mediated transport. Lineage: Eukaryota; Metazoa; Chordata; Actinopteri; Clupeiformes; Clupeidae. The record is from RefSeq and is a predicted model, not a curated record.
GGCUUCUCCUGCGGACUUUUGAUGUUACCCACAAUGCUUUGCUCGUGGCCACGUAAACAGUAGCCCUGCACACUCUCCUCCUGUGAGGGUUUCAGACGUGAGAGCUAUUGACAAGGCAAUCAUGCAAAUCUCAGUUUCUGGAGAUAAACGACAUUCCACAAAUACACACGAGUAGCCCAUGCCUACGUUCAGUUCAGCACCUUCAGGUGUACUGCGACAUGUCAAUGGUUCUGUUUGCGUCCGUGGUGCGUGUGAGGGAUGGGCUGCCCCUCUCUGCCUCCACAGACUAUGAGCAGGACAAAGGGCUCCAGGAGACCAAGAAACAUUUAAAGGGCCUGUCCAAAAAACUCAGCCAGUUCCCUGACCGCUGCACUUUCAAGACUGGCCAGUACAAUGUCAAUUUCACCAGCUCGCUGGGUGUGGGCUACCUGAUGGUGUGUACGGAGAGCUACCCCAACGUUCUAGCCUUCUGCUUCCUGGAUGAGCUGCAGAGGGAGUUCAUCGUCACCUACGACACCAAGCGCAUCAACAGCGCCGUGCGGCCCUACUCCUUCAUCGAGUUCGACAACUUCAUCCAGAAGACCAAACAGCGCUACAACAGCCCGCGCUCGCUCUCCACCAAGAUCAACCUGGCCGAUAUGCAGACGGAGAUCAAACUGCGGCCCCCCUACCAGCUCUCCGCCGAGGACCUGAGAUCAGUCAACGGCUUCUCCCAACACACCCCUUCCAAGUACAAGGGCAUAGCUCCGCACCAGAUGCUGGAGCCGGUGACGCUGGCGGGCGUGGUGUCGUGCGUGUUGAGUCUUCUGUGUGCCAGCCUCAACCUGCUGCGGGGGGUCCACGCCAUAGAGAGCAUACUACAGGUUAGGGCCAGCCGAGGAGGUUGGAAUGCAGACAUUGAUGGAAACGAGGAUGAGGACUUUAAUUACGUGAUUGCCUUCUUCCUGGGGACGGCAGCCUGUCUGUAUCAGGGUUACCUGUUCUUCUACUUCUCCGUGUGGAGGAACAUCAAGUCCUUCCUGGCCCUAGCGCUCAUCUGCCUGUGUAACAUGUACCUAUAUGAACUGCGCAACGUGUGGCAGAUCCUCUUUCAUGUGACAGUGGGCGCCUUCAUCACGCUGCAGAUCCGCCUGCGCCUACCCCAGGGCAAGGCUCCUGACUACAAUGUCUGACCAGACAUCCUCCACCCCAACACACACACACACACACACUCACACACUGGCCAUGGCCGCCUCUGAACAACUGGACUGUCUAAAGACAAGAAGGGAAGGCAGAGCGAGACUCCCCCACCCCCCCGGGUGAACUGGACGGAGAAUCCACAGAAGCCCUGGAGGCUAAAGCUAAAGCCAUGUCUGUGCUAAGCUACCUACGCAAGCCAGGACUGUAGGGCAAAGUUCCUGUGGUAAAAAUACAAUCAGCUGGCUCCAGGGUAUUUAGCAUGUUCAGCUUCAGCUUUUCACCAACAUGGUCAACAGACGAGCUGUGAUGUUUGUUUAAUUACAGUGAAUUGUCUGUGUCAGCAGCUGAGGGCCUCAUCCAGAAUACAGUAGUGUGGUUCGAUUAGAGACACUGAUUGGUUAGUCAGAAUCUGUUAGUCCGUCUGUGCUGAUAUCAUAAUUGGUCAAGAGCUUGGGUUUCCCUCACAGACAUUAUGGCCACGUUAGAUGCAGAGGAUACUCCAAAUCAAAGAAAAACAAAGCAAUCGCAUGGUAGCUAUUUAUUUUGUAUGAUGGUGUUUAAUUUACCUGUUCGUAGUUUUUUUUUUUAAAAACUCAGAUUUGGAGGAAAGUUGUCAUUUUUUGUGAAAAACAUACAGACCCAACGAUAAAAUGAUGCAGUUUAAUCAGUGGGAGUGUUGGGAGAUGGCUGCUACGGCUCUCGUCAUCCCUCCACUCUCACACCAACAGACUAAACACGACCCUGAGAUAUGGAGUUGGAAAUGCAAACUUUGGCCGUCAGUCAGCACCCUCUAGCAGCACAGUGAGCAUUAGGCAUGAUGUUUUCCUUUUUUAAUACACGCCACGUGUCACACAGCUGUCUCUGGUAUGCUCUGCUCUGCAAGUGGAUCAUCUCCACAUUCUCACCGUCUCUUUCACACACUCACACACACACUCACAGAUACAAACACACCCUUGAUGGAUAUCUCUCUCCUCCGGUUCUUUGAUAUCAUCCCAGGUGCUGUCUGAUGGAUCUGGCUUCGCCUUGCAGCAGCAGCUCUCUUGUUUUAUGGGGCAGGCAGCCCGUACCUUCCCUGAUCAAGGCGCCUUUUUUAUGAUGCUCUGGGCACGGCAGGUGAUGGUUCAAACUGUGUGCUGACAAACUGUUACGUCUCAAACUCUUUGUAUUAUUUAUGUUUUUUCUUUUUUUUUUCAUUUUUGUUCAUCCAUCCAGUUUGAUGUUUUUGGUCAACUGGAUGGAUUGCAUCUCACAUGAAUAUAUGCUGUCUGUACAAGAAGACCUGUAAACAUAAACGACAGAAGCUUUUUGGGGUGUGCUGUUCUGUGUGUUCACUAGAGGUAAGACAAAAAGGUGCUCAAUGUUAGCAUGAGCAUAACUCCAGAGCAAAACAUUGUGUUACAUAUCAGUCAGCUCGUGUAAUAUCUAAGUUAGCUGGGUAGUUGCCCAGCAGUGGAGUUUUAAGUUUCACAUGUAUGUGGUCAUCGGACUCAGGCAAGAAAAGCACUUCUGUAACAGAAAAGUCAGCGGUAAUCAACAUCGGUCAGACAUGCAAAGUAUUUUCCCCCUAAAUUAUACUGUGAGAAACGCUUUGAUCAGCUCUUGAGAGUCUGGUAAAUUUCCAAGCACAUUUGCAAGUCGAGACAUUUGAUUGUUGCAAGGGUGAUUAUUAUGCACGCUGUUUUCCUUAAAAAUAAUCAAAUACCUCA